AUGCUAAAACCUAAAGCGUUGACACAAGUUCUUAGCCAGGCAAAUACAGGAGGAGUGGAAAACACAUUGCUCUUGAAUCAUCAAGGAGCCCUUUUGGCUUACUCUGGUUAUAAUGACAAAGAUGCAAGGGUUACAGCAGCGAUUGCGAGCAAUGUAUGGUCGGCGUACGAAAAACACGGAAGGAAUGUUUUCAAAGAGGAUAAACUACAUCUGAUAUUGGUUGACUGCUUAAAUGGAAAAAUAGCCAUCACACAAGUUGCCAAUUUGCUAUUGUGCCUUUAUGCAAAAGAAACUGUAGGCUUUGGUAUUCUAAAGGAAAAGAUAAAUGCUAUAGCACAAUAUCUUGAAGGUCCCUUAAAACAAGUUGCUAGUUCAUAA
Molecule: messenger RNA, 378 nt
Organism: Spodoptera littoralis (African cotton leafworm)
Lineage: Eukaryota; Metazoa; Arthropoda; Insecta; Lepidoptera; Noctuidae
Source: the annotation of a GenBank genome assembly